Molecule: messenger RNA, 1330 nt
Organism: Salvia hispanica
Lineage: Eukaryota; Viridiplantae; Streptophyta; Magnoliopsida; Lamiales; Lamiaceae
Source: RefSeq, a predicted model, not a curated record
AUGUUUCCCUUGGUAUCUGAAGACUUAUGGUUUAUCUUUUAUGUGGACAUACAGGCAGGUGAAGAGCUAUUAUGGGAGCUGUUUGUGCAAGCAGGUCCAGUUGUUAAUGUAUAUGUGCCCAAGGACAGGGUUACAAGUGCUCAUCAAGGCUAUGGAUUUGUGGAGUUUAGAAGUGAAGAAGAUGCCGAUUAUGCAAUCAAAGUUCUUAAUAUGAUUAAGUUGUUUGGAAAACCUAUUCGAGUAAAUAAGGCUUCACAAGAUAAGAAAAGUGUCGAUGUUGGAGCUAACCUGUUUAUCGGAAACCUUGAUCCUGAUGUUGAUGAAAAGCUUCUUUAUGACACUUUCAGUGCUUUUGGUGUUAUUGUUGCAAAUCCAAAGAUAAUGAGAGAUCCUGAAACUGGAAAUUCUCGCGGUUUUGGUUUUAUUAGCUAUGAUUCAUUUGAGGCAUCUGAUGCCUCUAUUGAGACGAUGAAUGGGCAGUAUCUCUGCAAUCGUCAGAUAACAGUGUCGUAUGCGUACAAGAAAGAUACGAAAGGAGAGCGCCAUGGCACCCCUGCAGAAAGAGUUCUUGCUGCUAGUAAUCCUACUACCAUAAGAAGUCGGCCCCACACCAUGUUUGCAAGUGGACCUCCAACAAUACCUCAGCAAAACGGUGGUGUCAGCGCCCCAGUCGCACCAAGGCCCUUCACAAACGGCCCUGUUCCUCCCCCUCCGAUCCCAGCACUCAGUGUGCCACCCCCACAGAACAUGUAUCAGCCUAUGCAGAUGCAAGCGCCAUCUUGGCAGGGUCAGCCCCCGCAACCUGGUCACACUGGCAUUCCUCCACCAAUGCAGCAGUUCAGAAGCAUGCCGCCACCACCUCCACAAAUGGCCCCAGCUCCUAUGAGACCUCCACCGCCUCCAUCUGGAAUGGCUGCUCCACCUGGUUGGCGACCACCACCGCCCCCUCAGCAUCUCGUGGGUGGAACCCAUCCCAUGCAGCAUAUGUCCAUGCCUCCACCUCAGCAUAUGCAUAUGCCGCCGCAGUAAAUUUGACACUCGAGUUGUCGUAUGCCUCUUUAGAAAUUGUUGUGUCCUUUCUGAUGGAUUUAUGUUGUGGCCAAGUUACUACAACUAUUCAUCAAUCACUUUACUUUCAAGAAAGACAGGUUAAAGUGACAUUACUGAAGCUCAUAUUUUAGGAAUUUGGAAAUACUUGUCCUUUUCUUUUUAAGUCCUAAUUACUAGUACUAAAUAUUUUCUCUUAUUGUAAGUUGUUAUUAAGAGAGGUUCAUUUAGACAUUUCCACACUUCUUGCUUAUGCAUAGUAUAUGGCUCCGUUCGGUUUCCA